UUCUCGGAGCGUCCUGUGUUUACAAGGCUCAGCGAAAUAAACAUUCGUGAAUGUAAAAGUGUUAUUCAUUGAUUUUCAAGUGAAAAAAGUGCUUGAUAAUGAGCGGUGGUAUUGUUCCGAGCAAAUCAACGGUCUACCUAUCAAAUUUGCCGUUUUCGUUGACUAAUAAUGAUAUCCAUAAACUUUUGGAGCAUCAUGGAAAGAUAGUAAAGGUAACAGUUCUGAAAGAUAAGAAAACUCGAAGAAGCAAGGGAGUAGCUUUCGUAUUGUUUCUAAAACCAGAAGAUGCAGUGACUUGUGUCAAGAAUUUAAACAACACUGAGUUGGGUGGAAGAACGAUUAAAAGUUCAAUAGCAGCAGACAACGGUCGAAGUACAGAAUUUAUUCGGAGGAGAGAGUACCCAGACAAGUCCCAAUGCUGGGAGUGCGGAGAGGAGGGACACCUCUCGUACAAAUGCAGCCACAACACUUUAGGACCAAGAACCCCUCCUCCCAAGAAGACUCGAGUGAGGAAGAAGACUAAACCUGGUGAAGAGCAGUCAGGCACCAGCUACUACGAUUCUGACAGUGACGAGGGGGUGAGGAACCCCAGAGGAGCCCCCAGUGCUCAAGACCCUGAAGACACUGAAGAUGUGGACACGGAGACACUCAGUGCAGCGAUAAGGCACGAGCAGGAGCAGCUCGAGCUCGAGAAAUACAGGUACAAAGUCGCCACAGGACAGUAUGAAGAGAAUAAUCAACAGGACUCGAAACCCAGGAAGAAAUUCAAGAAGAACGACUACUUCAGCGAUGAAGAGGAGCUCAGUGACUAAUUCCAAUUGAUUAGAAAUAAGUGUCUAUUUAUAUUCUGUGAUAAAAUUAUUUAAAAACGUGUGAAAUAUAUUGUCAUGGAGCCGUAAAAAUUCAACACUUUUUUUUAUGAAAAACGUACGAUUGUUUACAAAAUCAAAGAUUGAAUAUUAUGGUUGAGUCAUGACUGGAACAUUGUUGCAUAAAUUAAACUACAAUUCUUGGGGGAUUAUUGCAGCUUUAUUUUGUUUUACUUGGAUUCUAUUGUUCACUUUUCUUUAGUGGAAAUUCUUGUUUGAUUUUCAUACCAGUUCCACAGGAUAGUAUGAACAGAAUAAUCAGCAGGACUUGAAACCUAGAAAAAAAUUCAAGAAGAACGAGUACUUCAGCGACGAAGAGGAGCUCAGUGACUAAUAAAAUUAUUUAAAAACGUAUAAAAUAUAUUGUCAUGAAGCCGUAAAAAUU
Messenger RNA from Diachasma alloeum, 1254 nucleotides. RefSeq names its product zinc finger CCHC-type and RNA-binding motif-containing protein 1. The transcript has 3 exons. The record is from RefSeq and is a predicted model, not a curated record. Lineage: Eukaryota; Metazoa; Arthropoda; Insecta; Hymenoptera; Braconidae. Bases 99 to 812 code for a protein of 237 amino acids. Gene Ontology annotation, molecular function: RNA binding; zinc ion binding. Gene Ontology annotation, cellular component: U12-type spliceosomal complex. Gene Ontology annotation, biological process: mRNA splicing, via spliceosome.